AGUGACAGUUUGUGUGCAGUGAUAUCUCUAAAAUUAUUUUGGCAAUGAAACCAUAAACGCAUAUUGGGAUUUUGAAGAGAUGAGCGAUACAACUACAUCCACUCCUUCAACAUCAGCUACAAUUAGUAGCACUACUAGUAAUCAUUCAGUUGUCAGUACUACUGUGCCAUUCCUGUCAUCUACCACCAACAGCUCUGAUGAUGUACAUAAUGGGACCCUGCCCCACAUACCCCUCAUCUUCCUACAAACUGCUGCAGCUCAGGGCAUCGGUGGAGCUUUUGCAUUCCUUGCACUUCUCAUUACAGUUCAUCAGAUUUAUCUCCAUCUCCGAUAUUAUACCUGCCCAAAUGAGCAGCGCUGGAUUGUACGGAUUCUCUUUAUUGUUCCUAUUUACUCAUUUGAUUCCUUCCUAAGCCUGAUGUUCUUUAACAAUGACAACUACUAUGUGUACUUUGACAGUGUAAGAGAUUGUUAUGAGGCAUUUGUAAUCUACAGUUUUCUGAGUCUGUGCUAUGAAUAUCUAGGAGGAGAGAGCUCCAUUAUGUCAGAAAUCAGAGGAAAACCAAUCAAGUCCAGUUGGAUCUGGUGUACCUGCUGUUUAGCUGGACAACAGUACACCAUUGGAUUUCUCCGAUUCUGUAAACAGGCCACCCUGCAGUUCUGUAUUGUUAAACCAGUAAUGGCUGUGAUUACCCUGAUUUUACAAGCAUUCGGUCUCUACAAGGAUGGAAACUUCUCCCCCUCCUCUGGGUUCCUGUACAUUACCCUGAUAUACAACACAUCGGUCAGCCUUGCCCUGUAUGCCCUCUUCCUGUUUUAUUUUGCCACAAGAGAACUUUUGAGUCCUUAUGAUCCUGUCUGGAAGUUCCUCACUGUCAAAUCUGUCAUUUUCCUGUCAUUCUGGCAAGGUAUUGUGCUGGCAAUUCUGGAAAAGGCAGGUGCUAUAAGUCCUAUUUUCUCUGACAAUGGAACCAUGAAGGUUGGACUAGGUACUGUCUCAGCUGGAUACCAGAACUUCUUUAUUUGCAUAGAAAUGUUCUUUGCUGCUUUGGCACUGCGACUGGCAUUCCCUCAUUCGAUCUACAGCUCGGGGCCCGCCAAUACAACAGGAAGAACGGUGUCUCUCCAGAGCAUAUCCAGCAGUCUCAAGGAAACCAUGAACCCCAGGGACAUAAUGCAGGAUGCAAUUCAUAACUUCCACCCGAAUUAUCAACAAUACACACAGCAAGGAAGUAAGAUCCCUCACGAGGAGGAACAGGCAGAUGGAUGGCCGUAUGAACAGUACCAGAAUCGUCCCACUCGCAAUGGUAAUGUUACGAGGGACGUGUUGUCAAGGCCGUUGCCCCAUCAACAACCAGAAACUGCCCAAGGCCAGCAAGCACAGCGCCCUCAUGUUGGCUCAACCACAAGGAAAUUUAAUGAGAAGACAACCCUUUUAAGUUCUGAUGAUGAAUUUCAGUGAACUUUGAAAUGAUGGGUAGCGCAUUACAAUCUCUAGUCUGUGUGACCAGUAUGAUUAGUGGAGAAGAGAAUUGAUGUAUAUCACUGCAGUCAGACAAAGGAAUUGGUAUUUCUUGUGUAGGAAAUGGAUUUCCUCCAAAGACUUAACAGAUUACAUCAACUUUCUAUACAGAAGCUGAAUUAUUCUAACAAAUAUUUUUAAUCCAGUUAUGCCGUGAAGCACUACAGCUCUAGCUAUCACUAACCAUUUAACAGCCAUUACAGUCUUAUUUCUAUAUUUAUGUGCAAUGUUAACUACAAUCUAUUCUGUCUUGUAUAUAUAAAGAAGUUGAUAAGGUUGAUACCCACCGAGUUAUCAAGGUUAGUGUAUACAAUGUAAUCUGUAGUAGUAUUAGAGUUAGUAGUUCUAAGGUUUGUGAUUGUACCAGUGUUCUGUACAAAUGUAUACAAUAUCAAGAGUCUAUAAUUAAGUUAAAGGUUUUGAGUUCCGUUAUUGUGAUAAUUGAGGUCAUAUCAUUUUUACAUGUUCACCAGUAGCUAUUGAAUUACAUUACAGUAGGUAUAGCUGUAUGAACACUGUUUUAUAGCCUUUGUUUGUCAUAAUGACUAUUCUGAACAAUGCGCUGAAGAAUCUCUUUUUUAAUAAUGGAGAGCUAAAGUUUUGUACUUUGUUAUUAUCAACAUAACCCCACUUUUUUUGUAACUCCUAAUAAUAUGAGAAGAAAUUGAGAGUGUGUGUGGAUUCUGCAAAGGAUGGCAGUACGUGUAUGGGAAGGAACAAAAAAAUUAAGUUUCAUUUUUUUAAAAUGACAAGUACAUAGUACUAGUAUUCUGAUUUUAAAAUGAAGGACAAUACUCUCCAAAACAAAUUUUAUUUACUUUUUGUACUAGUCUCACUUUAAUUCAGUUCUGUUUAAAAAAAAAAUGGGGGUCAAUUUAUACCAUUUUUGCUUUAAAAUUGCCUCUCCAUAACAGGUUAAUAUAUCAUUUUUGUCUGUGACUGUGUUCUUGUGAAUGAAGUUUUCAAUUUUCCUGACAGAUACAAGAAUGACCAAUUCCAUUUAGCAUAGAGUGCAAUAAUCACAUUGUCAGUUUGGUUUGUAAAGGUUCAUAGUUCAGAGUAAGUGCUUUUGUGAGGAUAUUGGACUUGUGUAUGAAUGUCAAGUUGUCUCCCUUGAGAUAUUAUGUCGGAGGUCUCUGUGUUUAUGGUGGUUGGAUACAGUGACAUAAAAUGGCUUCUUGUACAUUUGUAAAUUCAUCAGUUAAACCAAUUUAAUGCUGUAGAUGUCCCAAUACAUGUAAGUUUUUUAAUGUAUCCAAGUAAAUGACCAUUAAUUAUUAAGCAUUGUCAUACAACCUAUAGAGUGCAUUACAAUAUAUUCACACAGACUUGCUGUGACAAAUCACAUUAACUAAUCUCUGUUUGGUUUUUGUUGCAUAAUCAGCUUGAAAUGUGUUCAUCACUUGAGUGGAAUUAUUGACCUCCAUGUAAUGCUCAGGUGGUUGCCGAGCGGUUUUUAAGAGCCACGACAUUGUUCAAGGAGGGAUUAUCAAUUUUGUUGUCAGGGAAAUAUUGACUUGUAAAAUGAUUGGUAUCAUUAUAAUAUGUACAUGUGGCCAAUAAUAAAAAAUGAUUUGUUUGAUGUACUCCAACCAACCUGCUAAAAUCACCCCAACCUGAUCAUUUUUUGUUAUUUCAGUUCUUUAAAUUUUAUUUUAUUAUUUGUUCAUGGGAAAGUACAGAUUGUCUUUAUCUUUUUUAAAGUUAGUUUUUUUCAUUUCUAAGAGAUAUUUUUAGUUUUAAAGUUUUUACAACAAUAAAUAUUAAAUAUGUCUAGCUGUCUUGUCUAUACAUUAUGAAAACAUCAAUGAAUCUGUAAGUCUGAUGAUUAUCUAUUUGUAAGAUAAUACCUACCUACCCACCUUGAAAUAUGAGAGUUGGAGUACAUUCAACAACAACAAAUUAAUGCUGGCCUGUCUGAUUCUUUUAUUUCAGCAGAGUUUUAGAUUGUUUUGCAAAAAUUGUACAUAAUUUCAAACACUUUAGGGGCUUAGCUACUUUAAUACCCCACUCAAGCACAUCACAUGGCUUUGUGAAUGGGAUAAAAGAAAAUCAACAGAAUUCACUAUCAGUAUUAUAUUUUAAAAAGAAAAUCAUUUUUAGCAUUAUUAGAUCAGGAAUUUGUAUUAAUUUUAUGGCACCAUUAAAAAAAGUAUUAGGGUUGUAAUUUCCUUGUUCUAAGGUUGUGCAAUUUUGGAGAUACUGAAGAUGUUCCAAAACUUUAUCUAAAAAUUUUAAAAGGUGGGCAUUUAAAUCAUUCAUUUGGUACAAUGACAAAAAAUUCCUUUCACAGAAAUUAUUUGUGAAAUGGUAGUUAUAGGAAAAUUCUUCACAUAAAUUUUAGUAUAUGUAUAAUGUACAUGUAUAUACAUGAACAUACAUUAAAUUUCCUUUUGCUAAAUUGCAUCGUUUUAGCAACAUUGUAAAUUGUUGUCCAUAAUUUUUUUCAAAUGUCUCUGGGACCAAUUAAAACAUGAAAUGUAUUCCUAUAUCACAUAUAUGGGAAAAGGGAUGAGGGGAGGGGGAGGUUGAGCCUUUUUUCAUUAAAUGUUUUUGUUAGAUCAAUAUCAGUUUUUUCAUUGAACAGUUAUUAUUCAUUGUCAUAAAAAAUUAGGUUAAUGAAUUUUACAUCUCUCUCUCUUUCUCCAUCCUUGCUACACUCUCAUAGAAACAUUUUUAGGGACGUGUGUAUUAUAAAUUUAUUUUUGUAAUUGUUUUACAUAUAGAUAUAUUAUGUUUUAGGCAUUACAUUUGAGGAUUUUUUACAUAUUAUUUUACAUACAUGUAUUUGCAAAAUUGUUCUCAUUCCUGGUGUUUGGUAGUAGAUACAGCGUUGGUAUUUCAUUUACCAUCAGUAUGAGCCAGUUCUAGCAUCCAACAGUAAUACAUGUGUAUUCCUAUAAUCUUAAAUUAGUUUUGAAAGCAUGUUUAGCUGACCAUAACUUACAAAUGGUGAAUAGACUACUUACUGUUAGGAUUUAUAUUAACUGUGGCUGUGGUAGGAUCUUAGACAUUAUUGACAAGUGGACAACAUCUUGUAUCUUUUUUUGACUCUUAGUUUAUAACAAAGUAGUUGUACAGCUUACACAUAUCUGUUGACUGUUAAUUGUGCCAUGUUGUCCUGGUCUUUGUGUAUGUGAUAAUAAAAUAUCAACUGAAA
Molecule: messenger RNA, 4682 nt
Organism: Saccostrea echinata
Lineage: Eukaryota; Metazoa; Mollusca; Bivalvia; Ostreida; Ostreidae
Product: transmembrane protein 184B-like
Exons: 8
Coding region: 80-1462 (460 amino acids)
Biological process (GO): transport
Molecular function (GO): transporter activity
Source: RefSeq, a predicted model, not a curated record